UGGAAGACAGCGAGUGCCUUCUCUACUCGGCACACCAUGCGAUUGCAGGGAAGGAGUUAAGAUGCUGUUGGUUGUGGUGGUGAGGAAGAAGAGAGAAGGCAGCGUCUGUCAGAAGGUGGAUGAGAUGUUUGAAGGACUUUGGAAUCCUGCUAUCUGUGACAUGGUUAUAGCAUGGAGAGGGACAGUCUGUAUCUUAUCUCUAUGAGGAGGUAGCACAAAGAGGGCUGUCUUUCUUCUUUUAUAUUUCUAUAAAGACCUUGCACCGUGACUCUUGCUCUCACCACAGGAGGAAAGGGACGAAGGUGAAUCUGGGGAGCACCUGGUGGCCAGAGCGCUGAGAUGGUCUGGACUCUCCUCCUAGGGCUGCUCCUUGUGGGUAGCACUCUAGCCCUGGACAGCAGCUACCUGCCGGGUAGCUAUGGAACAACCGAAGCGGAGGCACAGCGAUUUGUCGGCGACUUCAACAGCACAGCGGAGCUGAUCUUUUUCAAGAGCGUGGAAGCCAGCUGGACCUACAACACCAACCUAACGGAAUACAACUCUCAGCUCCAGGUUGAGGCCUCCCUAGAAGAGCAGGAGUUCAAUGAGAUAUGGGGGGAAAAAGCCAAGGAACUUUUCACUACUUCAUAUCAAAACUUCACUGAUACACAGCUCAAGAAAAUCAUUGAUUCUAUCUGGACCUUGGGUGCUUCUAAUCUGAACAUUACAGAUCGUACAGAGUAUAAUAUUAUUCUCAGCGACAUGGACAGAAUCUAUUCAACAGCCAAAGUGUGCCCUCCCGGCCAAACUACGGACUGCUGGUCUCUGGAACCAGAGCUUACUGAGAUCAUGGCAACUUCACGCAGCUACAAGAAGUUACUGUAUGCCUGGGAAGGCUGGCAUAACUCUGCUGGAAAACCACUACGGAGCAAAUAUGAACAAUUUGUAAGGCUCAGUAACAAGGCUUACAGCUUGGAUGGAUUCACAGACACCGGAGCAUACUGGCGCUCUUGGUACACCUCAUCCACUUUUGAGAAUGACCUGGAGGAGCUUUAUCAUCAACUGGAGCCCCUGUAUCUCAAUCUCCAUGCCUUUGUCCGCAGAAAACUCUAUGAAAGAUAUGGAGAAAAAUACAUAAACCUCCAAGGCCCAAUUCCUGCACACCUAUUAGGUAACAUGUGGUCGCAAACGUGGAAUAAUAUCUAUGAUAUGAUGAUUCCCUUCCCUGACAAGACUAAUGUGGAUGUAACCAGCACUAUGAGGGAAAAGGGUUGGAACGCCACCUACAUGUUUCAGGUCUCAGAAGAAUUCUUCACCUCUCUGGGUCUGCUAGAGAUGCCACCAGAAUUCUGGCAGAAGUCUAUGCUGGAGAAGCCUGCAGAUGGUCGGGAGGUGGUGUGUCAUGCCUCUGCAUGGGACUUCUACAACAGAAAAGACUUCAGGAUCAAGCAGUGUACUACGGUUACCAUGGAGCAAUUGUUCACUGUCCACCAUGAGAUGGGACAUGUGGAGUAUUACCUGCAGUAUAAAGACCAGCCAGUCACAUUCCGCAGAGGUGCUAAUCCAGGUUUCCAUGAAGCUAUAGGGGAUGUGCUGUCUCUAUCUGUAUCCACUCCAGGACAUCUGAAAACUAUUGGCUUGCUCAGUGACGUCACAGAAGAUCCAGAGAGCGAUAUUAAUUACCUCCUUAAGAUGGCUUUGGAGAAAAUUGCCUUCUUGCCUUUUGGCUACUUGAUUGACCAGUGGAGGUGGAAUGUUUUCAAUGGACGGACUCCUGCCAGUCGAUACAACUACGACUGGUGGAAUCUCAGGACUAAGUAUCAAGGAAUAUGCCCUCCUUUGCCAAGAAAUGAUGUUGAAUUUGAUCCUGGUGCAAAAUUCCACAUUCCAGGCAACACCCCAUACAUCAGAUACUUUGUGAGCUUUGUACUGCAGUUCCAGUUCCACAAGACACUAUGCGCAGCAGCCAAACACACAGGCCCCCUACAUAGAUGUGACAUUUACCGAUCCAAAGAAGCUGGCACAAUCCUGGGUAAUGUCCUACGUUCAGGUUCUUCUAGGACUUGGCAGGAAGUUCUGAAAGACAUGGCUGGAACAGACAAAAUGGACGUUGGGCCACUGUUGGAAUAUUUUGAGCCAGUGACUAACUGGUUGAAAGAGCAGAACGCUAAAACAAAUGAAACUCUUGGUUGGACAGAUUUUUCCUGGAGACCACCUUUGCCUGAUGGAUAUCCUGGAGACAUUGAUAAAAAUGCUAAUGAGAGGCAGGCACAAGAUUUCUUAGGCGAGUACAACACUACAGCAGAGCAGGUGUGGAAUGAUUAUACUGAGGCGUCAUGGGCUUAUAACACCAACAUCACAGAACACAACAACCAAGUCAUGCUGGACAAAAACCUAGCAAUGUCCAGUCACACUCUACAGUAUGGAAGACAGGCCAGAAACUUUGACUACAGUGAUUUCCAGAGUCCAGAGGUAAAGCGACUAUUGAAGAAGCUCAGUGAUAUUGAUAAAGCAGCUCUGUCAGAAGCCGAGCAGAAAGAGUACAAUCAAAUUGUUUCUGAAAUGGAAACCAUCUACAGCAAGGCAACAGUAUGCAAAGAUGGCAAAUGCAUGCCUCUGGAUCCAGAUCUGACUGCACUUCUUGCCAAGUCGCGUGACUAUGAUGAACUGCUGUGGGCAUGGAAAGGUUGGCGAGAUUCUUCUGGCAAAAAAAUGCGCAACCUCUACAAGAGAUAUGUAGAGCUGGGUAACAAGGCAGCAGUACUUAAUGAUCAUGCAGAUAAUGGUGCAUACUGGAGGUCAUGGUAUGAGACACCAACUUUGGAAAGUGAUGUUGAGAGGCUUUAUCAUGAGCUGCAGCCUCUUUAUCUCAACCUGCACGCUUAUGUACGCCGGGCCCUCUACAAGAAAUAUGGAGACAAGAAAAUCAACCUUAAAGGACCCCUUCCUGCCCAUCUGCUUGGUAACAUGUGGGCCCAGUCAUGGUCCAAUAUAUUUGAUCUUGUUGUUCCAUAUCCUAAUGCAGCACAAGUGGAUGCCACACCAGCAAUGGUGGCUCAGAAAUGGACCGCAAAAAAGAUGUUUGAGGAAUCAGACAGAUUCUUUACCUCUCUAGGACUCCUUCCUAUGCCUCCAGAAUUCUGGGAAAAAUCCAUGAUUGAGAAACCUGCUGACAGAGAUGUGGUUUGCCAUGCAUCUGCUUGGGACUUCUACAACCGAAAAGAUUUCAGAAUCAAGCAAUGCACAGUAGUCACCAUGGAUGACCUUAUCACUGUCCACCAUGAAAUGGGUCAUGUUGAGUACUUCCUGCAGUACAAAGAUAAACCAGUUUCCUUCAGAGAAGGAGCCAACCCUGGCUUUCAUGAGGCUAUCGGAGAUGUAUUAGCCCUGUCUGUUUCUACUCCUAAGCAUCUCAACAGCAUUGGGCUUCUGGACAAAGUUGAGGACAAUAAAGAGAGUGACAUCAACUAUCUUAUGAGUAUUGCACUGGAUAAAAUAGCCUUCCUACCCUUUGGAUACCUGAUGGACCAAUGGCGUUGGAAAGUGUUUGAUGGAAGAACUCCAGAUUCAGAAUAUAACCAGCAGUGGUGGAAUCUAAGACUGAAAUAUCAGGGGUUGUGUCCUCCAGUCUUGAGGUCUGAAGAUGAUUUUGACCCUGGGGCAAAAUUCCACAUUCCUGCCAAUGUCCCAUACAUCAGGUAUUUCAUCAGCUUCGUCAUUCAGUUCCAGUUCCACGAGGCUUUGUGUAAUGCAGCCAAACAGACUGGGCCCCUCCACACCUGUGAUAUUUAUCAAUCCUUGGAGGCUGGAAAGUUGCUUGGAGAUGCCAUGAAGUUGGGUUACAGCAAGCCUUGGCCGGACGUGAUGGAAGUUAUUACUGGACAGAGAAAUAUGUCCGCUAAUGCCCUCCUUAAAUACUUUGAGCCUUUGACCAACUGGCUAAUUGAGCAAAAUCAAAACAAUAAAGAAACCCUUGGCUGGCCAGAAUACAACUGGAGUCCAGUUCUUAAUGAAGCCACAUCAGCCACACCAGCCACACCAACCACACCAUCAAAAGUCGACUUCUUAGGAAUGAAAUUGGACAACGGGCAAGCGGCAGCAGGAGCCUGGGUCCUCUUAGCUCUUGGAAUAGUUCUGGUCCUCACAACCAUUUUCUUAGGUGUCAAGUUCUCAAAAGUAAAACGUAAGACGAAGAAAUCCACCUCUGAACUGGAACUGAAAUAACCAAGCACCACCACCACCCAGCAAGGGGACCUUUGUAAUAGUACGAUUUCCAGUAUUCCAAGACUUGGACACUUUUAGUGUGCAAGUAACAUCACAAAUCUUGUUGACUAUGCAAAGAACUUCAUCCUUGGAAGAUCAAUCAACUAGCUUUUUCAAAGCCAAAUUUUAGGAUGAACUUUUACACAGGUGCUUAAGGGAAGGGAGGUUUGGGGCAAAUGGGGAAAGAUUCAAAUUGUUAUUAGAAUAAUUGUGUCAGAUCUUUUCUCCAGCAAUGGGAGCAAUAAAUAUUGUAAGAGGAAACUUUAA
Molecule: messenger RNA, 4509 nt
Organism: Nanorana parkeri
Lineage: Eukaryota; Metazoa; Chordata; Amphibia; Anura; Dicroglossidae
Gene: ACE
Product: angiotensin I converting enzyme
Exons: 25
Coding region: 340-4203 (1287 amino acids)
Biological process (GO): proteolysis
Cellular component (GO): plasma membrane
Molecular function (GO): peptidyl-dipeptidase activity; metallopeptidase activity
Source: RefSeq, a predicted model, not a curated record